This is a messenger RNA of Emiliania huxleyi CCMP1516, 867 nucleotides long. RefSeq lists its product as hypothetical. The transcript is spliced from 2 exons. NCBI's taxonomy places the organism in Eukaryota, Haptophyta, Isochrysidales, Noelaerhabdaceae. The record is from RefSeq and is a predicted model, not a curated record. Bases 1 to 867 code for a protein of 288 amino acids.
AUGGCACCGUCGCGAGAUCUCCGCCAUGGCGUCGACGACUUCUCCGACUGCGCCGCCUUCAGCCUCGCUUCGCCGCGCCUCGGCCUCCUCGCCCUACGCAGCGGCCUGGCGCGCUUCAAGGACCCUCUCUUCGCCGUGGCGAUGCGGCUGCUGCUCAGCCAGCGUCUCGUCGGUACCUUCGGCGUGGUGACGCUCAGCGAGGACACCCUCCGCAGAUACGCCGCCGACCGCCAAGCCAGCGCUGGCCACUUCCCAUGGCUUGCGAGGGUGAGCCCGGCGCUCUGCAUCUCGGCAGUAGAGGGGGCAGCGGACGAGCGUCACGACGAGGUGUGGGCGUUGCGACGCGGCGAGGAGAGCGGCGCGAAGCUUCGGGCGCGUCACUUGCAAACCGGGCAGGUGCAUCACUUCAAGGGCGAGAAAGGUGCGGAGCGGAUGGUGCGCGCGGAGUUUGCCGACGGCAACGUGCUGUACUUCGAGGGCGAGGAAGGCGCGCAGCGAAUGGUGCGCGUGGAGUCUGCCGACGGCGACGUGCAGCACUACCUGGGCGAAAGAGAUGCGGAGCGGACGGUGCGCAUAGAGUUUGCCGACGGCGAAGUGCAGCACUACGAGGGCGAGCAAGGGGCGGAGCGAAUGGUGCGCGUGGAGUCUACCGGCGGCGACGUGUCGUACUACGAGGGCGAGAAAGGUGCGGAGCGGAGGGUGCGCGUGGAGUUUGCCGAUGGCAACGUGCUGCACUACGAGGGCGAGGAAGAGCGGAUGGUGCGCGUGGAGUCUGCCGACGGCGACGUGCUGUACUACGAGGGCGAGAAAGGUGCGGAGCGGAGGGUGCGCGUGGAGUUUGCCGACGGCGACGUGCAGCACUACUAG